GGAACCCCGCCAUCUGGCAUGCCCGCUCCCUCCAAGCCUAACCGAAAGCUGGCCUGGCGCCAGAGAACAGGACAGCAGCAGCCUCUCACCAAGCAAGCGGCCUCAUCAGAGGUCGCACGUCACAAAAAACUCUCCCACGUGUCAAUCGUCCAACUCACCCCCGGAGUCCCAGCAUGGAGCAACAGAGACCGCAAGAAUUCAUAUUAGAGGCCUUUGCCGACCCAACAUCCGUCAGAGAUGUCGUUCGAGGCAUAUUACAUACGAUAUUCUUCCACCGAUUCUUCCCCUCUUUAGCGCCGGGGUCGCGCGAAGUCCUUGACAUCACUCUUCCUUUCGUCGACGAUGCCGAGCUCGACACCAUGAUUGAGAAGCGCGCUGCUGAGCUGGCGCGUGAACUCGACACCGAACGAACGCAUUCGCAUUCCACUAGUUCCAGCACGCCUCUUCAUCACCACCUAUCGCAACAGCGUGGUGGUGGCGGCGGUGGUGCGGCAGCUGCAGGCGGUCGCGGCAAUAUAUCCGUCCAAUUCUUCGAGAAGAAGCGCCGCAAGACCUGGUACAUGCGUGCGGCCUAUGGCGGCGGCGACGAGGAGGUCUGCUGGGAAUCGUGGACCGUCAAGGUCACCGUGGCCGAACCGAGGACGGAGAGUGAGCGAGCUAAGGUCCGCAAAGCUAUGGAGCAGACACUUCUUACGACCGCCAUGAAAAUCGUGACCUGUGUAAAUUCUUAUAAGGAUCACAUCCCGCCCAUUACGACGAGCGAGACGAACCCCUUCCCUUAUCAGAUCAAUGUCAACCAGAAAGACAGCGGUUGGGCUACGCGCAUGGGCAUUUACUAGCGGGGAUAAUAUUACUAUACCAAAAACACUCCAGGUGAUCUCUUAGCUUGCUUGUUUGUCAACGACUACUAUGACUACUACCAACAACCACCGCCACAAACAUACCUUCACAUUCGCUCGCCGAGGAUGUAUCCCUGCCAAUACGCUGUAAAUACAAGCCUUCUCGCUCGCCUAACAUGUUCCUCGGCGCUCGGACCUGGGUUUGUGGCGUUUAUGGCGUUUUAUGAAGAGGAACUGAUAGACAAGGACUUUCUUCACGGACUCGUUAUGUUAGAACUCUCAUGUGCCUGAAGGGCUCGAU
Messenger RNA from Xylaria bambusicola, 1140 nucleotides. Its product is annotated as DUF1649-domain-containing protein. The record is from RefSeq and is a predicted model, not a curated record. Bases 174 to 839 code for a protein of 221 amino acids. The transcript is spliced from 3 exons. NCBI's taxonomy places the organism in Eukaryota, Fungi, Ascomycota, Sordariomycetes, Xylariales, Xylariaceae. Gene Ontology annotation, biological process: autophagosome assembly; autophagy. Gene Ontology annotation, cellular component: phagophore assembly site.